UUAUUAAACAAUGCUAGCGACCGUUUUUAUAGAUGUCGUAUAACAAACAAACCUACAUAUACGCUAAACAUUUUACAUAAAAUUACAAACUUAUACAACAAUUAUUCACAAUUCAUUUGGAUCUAAACAAAAAAUGAACAAAAAAAGUAGUUUUGAAAAGAAUUAAUAAACUUAAAAAAAUAAAAAUUCAACAACAAUUAUUUGAAACUAAACUUGUUGGCGUACGAAAAAAAUCGAAUGGAAACUUUAAUAAGAUAACAAAGAUAUUCAACAACCAUUGUAAGCAACUCACCAAUUAUCAACAACGAACCACCAUAACAAAUCUAGCUGAUUCUUCUCGAUGAAACGCUUUUGGCAUUAACUAUUCUAUAAAAAUUAUCCAAGUGGCGUAAAAGGAAAAGAGUAAUGGAAACUAUAAUAAGCUAACAAAGAUAUUCCAACAAGCAUUUUCAACAAAACAAAGCCCCAUACCAAUUAUCAUCAACGAACCACCAAGACGAGUCCAUCGGAUCCUUAAAGAUGGAGCGCAUGUGGCGAAAAGUGAACCACAGUUUGCGAAACACCAACAAACACCAGCAACCACAGUUGCCGCCGGGUGGCGAGGCAAUUUCCGGUGGUGCCGCCACAGGAGCCACUGCAGCAGCCACGCCCCAAUCCACCGAUACGAUUAGUUCGGCGGGUGGCUUUGGCGAUGGUCAGCUGGUGGUCGCUGUCCAGGGAUUGGCCACCGGCGGAGGAGGAGGAGGAGGAGGAGGUGGUGGCGGCUCCAUUUCAGCCACCGGCGGCAGCAAUGCCACGGGAAGACGCCUGGCGAGCAGUGGCGGUGGAGUGGGUGGUGGAUGCAACAAGUCCCUCAGCCAGCAUGUCCUGCAAACACGUACCGCCUCCUCCGAACGCCGCAGAAGACGCAGGCGGAAGAGUCGACCGCGACGGGGCGGCGGAAUGGGAGCGGUCACCAGUUGCGUCGGAGAUCCCGGCGGCGAUAAUAUGUCCUCCUCGGGCGGCUUUUACACCCUGAAAGAGCACCAGCACUAUCGCCCCAGCCACCAUCAUGGUGGCGGGGGCGUUUCCGGCGGCGGAGGAGGCGGCUCAUCGCGUCGUCUGUUCGCCACAUCGGCGCCCAGCGGCACAGUGAUGAUGUAUCCGAAUCCCCAGCGAGCCACGGCACUGGGACCAUCUGGAGGAUCUGCUGCCGGACAGGCAUCCACUUCGGUUGGAGGAGGAGGCGGAGGAGCAGGAGGAGGUGGCGCAGGAGGAGCAGUCGGAUCCGGAUCUGGAGGACAGCCGGACAUCUCACUGCGACAGCGGGCGGUGGCCAAGUUGCGCAUGUUCAACUUCCAUCUCAACUGGGAUCUGCACAUGACGCACUGCAAACCCUGCGGUCCUCGUUUGAGCAGCAGUGGCGGCAACAUAAUCACCCGCCGCCUGUGCCGCAAUCGUCGGCGGGAGGACAACGAACUGUACCGCUCCAAUAGCUUUAAAUUCGAGCGUUUCGAGCGGAAGGAGUGCCUGGAGGAGCUAUCCAACACGUUGCAAAAGCAGAUUGCCAUCUGUGAUGAUUACAGCCUGCCCGUAGACUUUGUUAAAAAACGACCGUCCAGCUUCGAUCCGUGCCUGGCGGAGGCGAUACCAGCGAAUCCCGAGCACUGGAUUGCCCCCAGUCCGCAGACCGAGUUUCUGCCAUUUGGCGAAGCCCAACAAGCGUUGCAGCUACCAACGGCGGCAGCAGCAGCAGCAACAACAUCAGCAGCGGCAGCAGCACCUCAACUACCGCCCCCGCUGCCCGCCCCCGUGGCAACAUUGCCCAGUCAGGCGGCAACGGCAGCAGCAGCAGCAACAGCUGCAAUUUUGGCCACCCACCAGCAGCAGCAGCAGCAGCAGCAGCAGCAACAUCAGCAUUUGAACAGCAACAUCAACAACAACAACGGCGGCAACACACACAGCCAACAGAAUACGCACAACAACAACAACAAUACAUUGCCAGUUGGGGCACAACAGCAACAUCAGCAACAGCAGCAACAACGUGCAACAUUGCAACAUCCGCCGUUGCCCAAUAGCAACAUCAAACAGGCAUCGGUGAAAUUGAUCGAAGGAUAUUCAGAUCCCAAGGAUACGCGUAAUCACAAGAAGGUCUACCACAAAAAGGCCAAGAAACGGACGGCUCCUGGCCACAAGCGCCAUCAGCAGCAGCAACAGUUGCAGCUGCAGCAGCAGCAACAGACAUUGCCAACGCCCAGAAGUGCCCAGCAACAGCAGCAGCAACAGUUGCAACAGCGACACUCCACCUACAACAACAACAACGGCAACUUGAGAAAGGAUAAACGGAAUAGCCAAUAUAAUUCAGAUUCCUCAGCGCCAAAAUCCUCCGACGACGAGGCGGACAUCGACGAGGAGGUUGAGCAGCAGCCACUGCCCGUGCCCCAAGCUCCUGCCCAAGCUGCUCCCUUAGCGGCGGCGGGUCUCAACUCUCCGGACUCCAUAUCCGAUGACCUGGUGCGUCCGCUUCCGCCGCAACUACAGCGCAGUCCGCGCAAACUGACCGUCGCUCCGGCGGAGCACAACAAGCGCCAGCCCUCGCCCUACUACUACUCCGAUCUGCUCAAGAGUCGGGACAAGGACAAGGACAAAGAUAAGGACAAGGACAAGGAUAAGGACAGGGAACGGGACAAGGACAGGGAGGACUUCAAGCUCAAGUGUCGCCAGUCGACGGCCAGCGAACCGCCGCAGUCAACCCAAAGUCAAUUGGGUGGCUAUCGCAAGAGCUCCAGCUUGGAUGUGCCGCCGGCGGAGGAGCAGCCGGAAGCAGAGAGCCACGAGGAGGAGGAUCCCCGGACGGGACAGGACUCGCAGUCCACGCCCAAGCGCUACAGCUUCACGGAGGAGGGUGUCCACAUCAUACGCUGCGAGACACCCAGCACCAGUACUUCCGAGGAGUCCGACUGCAGCGAGUGCCUCAAGCGACGCGAGUGGCACGCCCGAGCCUUGGCCCUAGUCCGCAAGACCUGCAACGUUCAGCCGAGGAACCAGAUUCAGAUUCAGAAUCAGAUCCAGAGCCAGAGUCAGGGACAGAAUCCCACUGGCAGCGAGCUCCAGCUGCAGCUGCAGCACUGCGACGCCGGCGAGGGCGAGCUGCUCAAGUGCUGUCCACCGCCCCCGGCUCCAGCGGAGAUCCAGGCCCAGGUCCAGCCGAUGCCACCGCACCGCCUGCUGGGACCAGCAGCCGUGUGCGGAGCCUGCAUCACAUCCGCUCCUGCCUCCUCCUCCUUGGCCGGCGGACGGGGCAGCGAGCCCGGCGAUGAUUUGGAGGAGGAGUACUUCCGGCCGCGCAGCAUCUUCUAUGUGCAUCCGCAUGGCGUCCACGAGUGCGCCGAGUGCGCCCAGCCAGCCCAGCCAACGAUUGCGACUGCGACUGCCAAUCAACCGUCGACGCUGAGCAAUCCAUCGCUCGAUCUCUACGACGACGACGAGGACGAGGUGGACGGCGACGAGGACGAAGAGGACGACUCCGAGGACAUCAUGGGCAGCCGGCGGCGUCAGAUCUACGAGACGGCUUUCGACUGCAAGAUAGCCAAGUCGGAUGACGAUCUGGACGAGGUGGAUCGCAUCACCAACUGCUCGGUGCUGCUCCAGCUGAGCAACGGCAAUGGGAGCGGCACUAGUGACAUCGGCAAGGCAACCACCGGCUCCUCCAAGACGCGGGCGGAGUGCAAGCGGGCCAAGAACUCGAAGAACCAGGCUCUGCAGGAGCAGACGGGCGAGGCCCAUGUCCAGGUGCACCAGGUGCAGGCGGAGCUGGGCAAGCUGCAGCUGAUCAGCCAGGUGGACCAGCAGAAUCAGAAUCAGCAGCAGCAGCAGCAGCAGCAGCCGCCAAGCCAGGGACAGCAGCUGCAGCUUGGAGCCACCGCCGGAAGUGGAGUAAGUGCGUCCAGCACCCAGCAGCUGCCCGUGCGCGGCUACACCCCGUCGCCCCCCUCGACGGCGCCGCUGCCGAUGAAGUUUCCCGGCAAGCACGAGCGCUACCUGAACAUGAACAGCAUCCGCAGUGCGCCCAAUCUGCCCGCCGCCAAUCCAGCGCAUCCGCGUCUCCGGGAUCUCCGCCUGCCCAUCCAGUCGAUGCGGAAUCAGUGUGGCGGUGGCGGCGGUGGCGGGAGUAGCAACGACAACAGUCUCACCGACAGCGCCUACGUGAAUCCGCCCUCGACCAACUCGAACUCGAAUGCGGCCUCCGGAUCCGCUUCGGCCUCCGUUUCGGCGACAGGAUCGGCGGCAGCUGUACGCCGUCCCCGAUCCUUUGUCCUGGAAUCGGGCCGAGUGCUCGAGCUGCGUCGCAGUGCCCAGGGUGGUCAUCAUCACCAUCAUCAGCAGUCGGGCGGCGGUGGCGGCGGUCAGUCGUCGCACCAUCACCAUCAUCAUCAUCACCAUGGCGGCGGCGCCGGAAGUCGAAGCAGGAAUCGCCAGGCCCAGGGACAAACGGCCGGCGGCGGAGGUCACAACUACAGCAGCACCGAGAGCAUCGCCACCUCGAGCAGCGGCGGCAGCAUGGAGUCGCUGCGUUCCAGCACCAGCGAGGGCAACCGCAGCACCUCCAGCUCCGAGUCGCGUCACUCCAGCUCGCUGAGUUCGCACAGCUCGGAAAGUGGUAGCGGUGGCAGCGGUGGCUCCAGCGUGGCCUAUCCCCUGCGUCCGGCUCCCCUGCUGCUGCACUCGAAGCUGCACAUCCUCAGUCCCAUUUCCGACAAGUCCUCGCAGGAACCGGCCUCGGCGAGUGCCUCGGAGCAGUCACAGCAGCCGUCCCAGGCUCCCAUGGCGGCGCAGGAGGAGGAUUCCAGUGCGGCCCCGCCAGGCAGCGCCGUCCAGGUGACUAAUCCCACCUCCGCCUCCAUGAAGCAGAGAAGCAAUCGCGGCAGUGGUGCCCCCAACAAGGCCCUCCUCCAGCUGGCCGACGAGCUCUUGGGCUCGGACAGUGGGAUAUCGCUGCAUUCGCGCGAGGAGGGCAAACCGCAGGCCCUGGCCCUGCAGCGUUUGACGCUGCCCAAGCUGCAGCUAAUCGGAGCCGAGGGAAACACCAUCACCACCACCACCACCACCACGAACACCUCCUCCUCGGGGGCUGGGAAUUCGGCAGGGGCUGGAGGCUCUGGAGCCACUGCCUCUGGCUCGGCUGGCCUGCCGCAGGAUCUGCGGGAUCUGCCCUUCGAUAUGCCCAAGCUGAGGCGCCGCAAGACGCUGCAGCAGGAGGCCGCCUGCACCUCGGGCAGUGCCACGUCCGUGGAUCUCGGCGAGCUGCCCUUCGACAUGCCCAAGCUGCGGCGGCGCCUGCGGGCCAACCAGGCGGAGAUCAACAACCUGCUGAUGCACAGCACCGAGUCCAGCGGCAUCUCGCAGGCCUCCUCCAGCCACUCGAUGCGCGACGAUCAGAAGUUGGCCAGCAAGUUGGAUACGGCACUCUUCCGGCAAAACCUCACCCUCAACCUGAACGAUUCGCGGCAGGCGAGCAAGCAGUUCGGCAGCCUGGAUCUGCGGGGACUCAACAGCAACAAGGAGCUGAACAUGAACCUCAGCCAGGGAUAUGUCACCGCCGUGGACUUGAUCGAUGUCACCAUUCCACUGGAGCGGCAGGGUUGGUACCAUGGCGCCAUUACGCGAGUCGAGGCGGAGACCACGCUGCGUCCGCUGUCCGAGGGAUCCUUUCUGGUGCGCAACUGCGAGUCGACCAAGCAGGAUUACUCGCUUUCCCUCAAGGGCGCCAAGGGCUUCAUGCACAUGCGAAUCCAGCGCAACGAGACCGGCCAGUAUAUCCUGGGCCAGUUCAGCCGUCCCUUCGAGACGGUUCCCGAGAUGAUCCGGCACUUUUGCCUCAACCGGCUGCCAGUUCGCGGUGCCGAGCACAUGUGUCUGAUCGAGCCGGUCAUCGCCCAGCUGCUCUAGAGGAAUUCGAGGAUUCAGGAGGAGGAACCAAACCAAACAGAAUUACAUAUUAAUAGCCUGUAGAGGACUUAGGAACCUAUGUGAACAUGUGUAUGCACUAGUUAUAUACGCGAUAGUUUGUAAACCGAAGAUGGCAAUUUUUUCAUGUUUUUUUUUGUUUUUGUUUGUGGCCUCGAAUUUUGUAUGUCGGUCUACUAGCAAACGAGCAAAGAAAAAAAGAAUACACCCACUCACUCACGACACACGAACUAGUUUAGCGUUUAAAGUACGUAGCACAUUCAGACAAUACCAGCAAAUUACAAAAAACAAAACAAAAAACCAAAAAC
Molecule: messenger RNA, 6254 nt
Organism: Drosophila takahashii
Lineage: Eukaryota; Metazoa; Arthropoda; Insecta; Diptera; Drosophilidae
Gene: hwt
Product: heavyweight
Molecular function (GO): phosphotyrosine residue binding
Source: RefSeq, a predicted model, not a curated record